Hordeum vulgare subsp. vulgare (domesticated barley) is the source of this 1270-nucleotide messenger RNA. RefSeq lists its product as uncharacterized. Gene Ontology annotation, biological process: response to desiccation. Lineage: Eukaryota; Viridiplantae; Streptophyta; Magnoliopsida; Poales; Poaceae. The coding region runs from base 1 to 1047 and encodes 348 amino acids. The transcript is spliced from 3 exons. Gene Ontology annotation, cellular component: cytosol. The record is from RefSeq and is a predicted model, not a curated record.
AUGCGCGGAGGUUCUAGCAAAGGCGGAUUCAUGAUGGCGUCCUCCAAGCCCGACAUGCGCGGAGGUUCUAGCAAAGGCAGAUUCAUGAUGGCGAAGGUUGUAUUUCACAACGUGGACAUGUCAUCCUCGGGUAGCCCAAAAGUGACAGAAAAGAAAGUUGACAAAGACCAGGAUGACGGAGAAGGAGGAUUCUUCGACAAAGUUAAGGAUUUCAUCCAAGACAUCGGUGAAAAGAUUGAAGAAGUUGUCAGCUUUGGAAAGCCUACUGCCGACGUCACUGGAAUCCACAUACCUCAAAUCAGUCUUGAGAAGGUAGAGCUCAUCGCUGAUGUUAUGAUUACAAACCCAAACCCGGUACCCAUCCCUCUUGUCGACAUUGAAUACCUUAUUGAAAGCGAAGGGAGAAAGCUCAUGUCUGGAACAAUCCCAGAUGCUGGAACCAUCCAUGCUCAUGGCUCGGAGACUGUCAAAAUCCCUGUGCUACUCAUAUAUGAUGACAUCAAGAGCACAUACGGUGACAUAAAGCCCGGGAGCAUCAUCCCUUACUUGAUCAAAGUUAUUCUCCAUGUUGAUGUUCCAGUCAUCGGCAGGAUCUCCUUACCUCUUGAGAAAGCUGGUGAGAUUCCGGUGCCUUACAAACCAGAUGUUGAUAUUAGCAAGAUCAAGUUUGAGAAGUUCUCUUUUGAGGAGGCGACCGCGACUCUACAUUUGAAUCUCGACAACAAGAAUGACUUUGACCUAGGACUUAAUGCCCUGGAUUAUGAGAUCUGGCUCUCCAAUGUGAGCAUUGCUUCUGCUGAGACGAAAGAAUCUACAAAUAUCAAGAAGCAGGAAGUAACCACCAUGAACUUGCCGAUCAGCUUCAGGCCUAAGGAUUUUGGGUCUGCUAUGUGGGAUAUGAUAAGGGGAAAGGGCACUGGUUACACCAUAAAGGGGCAUAUUGAUGUGAAUACUCCCUUUGGGCACAUGAAGAUACCUAUAAGCAGAGAGGGUGGAACAACUCGCCUAAAGAAGGGAGAUGAUGAUGACGAUAAUGAUGAGGACUAAAAAGUGAGCAAAUGGACUUUACCGGAGCUGAGUUAACAAUUUGAAGUUUUAACAAAUGGAGCCCUAUGACUUGUGAGCACUUUGUAUGCUGACCAUGUUCUUUCAUUUGAACCACUACUACCCGUGAGAAUUUAGAGAUAUAAAAAUUGUAUAACACUUCCUCAUCUUGACACAUUUUGUAUUUGUGGUUCUAGUUUGGCGUCAAGAAGUAACUAAAAUGUUC